AUGCGGGCAAGUCUCCGUUUAUUUGCGGCCCCUGUUCCUCCAUCUUUUCGGCCAGGCCAACGAGCACAAGCUCUGGCUUUGCUCCCUCCCAUCCCGCUAUAUCGUCGUCUCCUGCGCAUUCAUCGCAAGAGGCUCAACCCCGAAGAACGCCUGUUUGGCGACACCUACCUCAAGGCAGAGUUCCGGAGACACAAAGACAUUGAAAAUCCAUUGCACAUUGUCGGAUUUCUGACGGAAUGGCAGCAAUAUGGCCAACAGAUUGAAGGGGAUGACUGGAAAGAUCAAAAAAUUGACCCUGCAUUGUUGGAUAAAUUGAGCGACCAACAAGUUGGACAGAUGUAUGAACUCAUGUUGGCGAUUCAGAGGAGAGGGAGAGAGAGUGUGGAUGAGGAAGAGGAGGGAGAGAUUUUGAGGGCGAUUGACGAGGCUAAAGGCUCAGGAACGACUUAA
Messenger RNA from Cladophialophora psammophila CBS 110553, 450 nucleotides. RefSeq lists its product as uncharacterized. Gene Ontology annotation, cellular component: mitochondrial intermembrane space; mitochondrion. Gene Ontology annotation, biological process: succinate metabolic process; mitochondrial respiratory chain complex II assembly. The transcript has a single exon. The record is from RefSeq and is a predicted model, not a curated record. NCBI's taxonomy places the organism in Eukaryota, Fungi, Ascomycota, Eurotiomycetes, Chaetothyriales, Herpotrichiellaceae. Bases 1 to 450 code for a protein of 149 amino acids.